CAUUUCUGGGGGCCUGUAGCAAACUGGGGUCUUCCUAUAGCUGCCAUCUCAGAUAUGAAGAAGAGCCCUGAGAUUAUCAGUGGCAGGAUGACUUUCGCUCUAUCCUGCUAUUCACUGCUCUUCAUGAGGUUCGCCUACAAGGUGCAGCCACGCAACUGGCUCCUGUUUGCUUGCCAUUUGACCAAUGAGUCGGCACAGCUAGUUCAGGGAAGUCGUCUCAUCAAAUACAACAUGGAGAAGAAGAUGGGAUCUUAGUGCCAACAAAUGGCGCCAUGCUGCUUCAACACACACCUAAACCCGGACAUCAAAACCCAUUCACCUAAACAUCUUAUCCAUUCAUUGAAACUGCAGCACUUGCACCAUUUUUUUAACCUGACGUUACCAUGAUUGAUCGUCCGUAUGAAGUUCUAGUCACUCAAGCAGAAAAAUGCAGAUGAUUUCCUCCAACCAUUAGGGUCAACUGCUGUGCUUUAUUUAAAAAAAUAAAUAAAUUCCAACAUUCAACAUGACAUACAAAAAUAUAAUAUGGGUCACUCAGCUGAUCUGCUUAUUAACCUGCCUGAGGUCAGUUUAUGCAAAUAUGUCUACACCAAGUCACAUUAACAGUGGUUAAAAGUAUGGACUUUGCUUAAACACAGAGGACAGACGGAGAGCUGUGCCUUUGUUUGUUAUGCACUGGAGCAAAACAAAAACCGUGUGUAAUGAGGAUUCAAUUUGGUUUUAUUAUUAAAAUAGAUAUUUAAAUCAAACAAAAAUAGACUUAAAGAUAAAUAUCUUUGCUUUUUAUGUGAUCAAACUGCUCACACUGUAAAUCUGUAAGUAUGAGAAGGUCUAGAAUAUAAUUUUCCUUGACUGAGCAAGACUUAGGUUGGUGUUGACCGAACAUGUAAUGUGUAUUGUUGUCAUUCACAUUAAUUUAUUGACAUUGUGUAACUCACAUUAUAUUUUCCCUGAUUAAUGAUUUGAUUCUUGGGUUUAAUAAAAUAAACUGGCCUGUUUGUCUCAAA
Messenger RNA from Larimichthys crocea (large yellow croaker), 1007 nucleotides. Its product is annotated as mitochondrial pyruvate carrier 1-like. The transcript is spliced from 3 exons. The coding region runs from base 55 to 255 and encodes 66 amino acids. NCBI's taxonomy places the organism in Eukaryota, Metazoa, Chordata, Actinopteri, Sciaenidae. Gene Ontology annotation, cellular component: mitochondrial inner membrane. The record is from RefSeq and is a predicted model, not a curated record. Gene Ontology annotation, biological process: pyruvate import into mitochondria.